AUGGCUGCCGUGGCAGAGAGUCAGGAGAGAGGUGCGCCCUCUGGCAGUAAGCUGAACGUUGAGUCUGAGACCGAUGAUGCAGCGACACGUCUUCGUGAUGCUAUCAUCUCGGGGUCCGUGGAAACGGUAACCGAACUCUUAAACCGCCAUCCCGACAUUAUCGAAACGCCGGACUUCGAGGGCCACACGCCAUUGCAUCUCGCCGUUGAGCAUGCCAAACUUUCAAUCAUCCCUGUGCUUUUGGACAACGAUGCCAAUAUCGAAGUGGUGGAUAGCGAUGGAAGGACCGUACUUCAUCGGGCUGCGCGUCAGGGAAAUGUCGAUCUCGCUCGGCUCCUGCUCGAACGUGGGGCCAAUGUCGAGGCGAUCUCGAGAGAAGGAGAGAGACCUCUAUGGAUUGCUGCAAAACUGGGCAACGAGCCUGUUGCAAGGCUCCUUUUGGACUGCGCCGCCAACAUUGAGUCGGUAAACGACCAAACAGGCACUACUGCUUUGUACGAAGCGGUUACGCGCGGUGACAUCUCCAUCGUCCAGCUCCUGCUCGAUAAUGGCGCAGAUGCAGACGCCACGGCCAGCGAGAAAAAGCAGAAACAACCCCAAAUUCCAUUGCCGCAUAGGGCUACCCCAUUUCACCCAGGGAUGGCGAAAGGCGCUGCCCCCCCUCGUCCGCCCGGCUUGGGGCUCGGGGGGGGAUGGGUUCCCCCCGCGGCUUAUGCCAGGCCUGGAAGUAGGAUUAAAACGACAAAGAAAAAAAAGGCUGGAGGCGGUAUUUCGCCGUGGAUUCCUGGAAAAGGUUGGGACGAAGCUGAGAAGAAGAGGAAAACUCUCUUAGAAUUAGCGGAGGAGGAGGCUAAACAAUCACGCCCUCGACCUCGACCUCCACCUCCACCUGAUUUCCACCAUGUUCCACCACCACCGCCGCCUCCAUAUCACCUAGGUCCACGCGUCUCGGACGGCGCCGCUGGCGCCCCCGAAACUAUUAAGUUCCGUGAUGCUGUAGGAAGGAGAUUCAAUUUUCCUUUUCAUCUUUGCAGCACAUGGAAUGGGAUGGAGGAUCUUAUUAGACAAGCAUUUAUUGGUAUUGAUGUCCUCGCCCCCCUUGUGGCUCAAGGCAAGUAUGACCUCUGCGGUCCUGAUGGGGGUAUCAUUCUUCCUGCUGUUUGGGAGAGUGUUAUUCAACCCGGAUGGGCCAUCCAGAUGCUCAUGUGGCCCCCAGAGUCUGGGCCCCUUGAUCAAGGCGCACCAGUCGUCCCGCCCGCAAAGGGGCAACCGCAGCCGCCACCACCAAACCUUAAGGGAGGCAUCAAAAAGCCAACUCCGUUGUUCGAGGCUAUGAUCCGGGGCGACUUGGAGCUUGUCAAAUUGCUCCUCCGGCACGGCGCCGACACCGCGUUGAAAGAUCACCUUGGGCAACUUUCUCUAGACGAGCUUUCCGAAGAAAAGCGAAAGGAAAUCGCCAAUUUACUAAACUCAGGCUCAUUACUUGAAGGACCAUCUAUUGGUAAACCCCGUCAGAAAGAUAUCGAGACCCGAGCUAGGUUCUCCCGAGCACUCCCGGCGCCUCGUCACGACCCCGAGAAGAUGGCGGCCUGUCGAUCGUUCGAGGUAUCCAUGAUGGAAUUUCACUUGGAUGGUCGCGAGCGACGCUACUCCAAGUCUGCCUCCAUAUAUGAGCUGCUGUACGGCAUAGGCCCUCAAGGUGUGCGUGCUUCUGAGAGACCAGAAGACUUGAUAGGCCGGAAGCCGCAGUUCACCUGGUACCACAUCCCUGCUAACAAUAUGGAUCAGCCCCCGAGUCCAAAAGUUGAAACCGUCGAGCAGGAAAAUUCGAGAGAUACCCACUCAGCCAACGCGAACAACGAGGCCAACUCCAGGGAAACCCCGCAAUCUCCAGACCAAGCUACAGAGGCAAAUCAGCCAGAAACGUUCACAAUCCAUCUCAAUAACCAAAGUCCCAAGAAAACCCACAAAAAGCCUGGGACAGCAGUCCUCGAUAUAGUCCACCCAUUCGAGCAUCUUAUCAGGGGCUAUCUGAAGAGCCGAAAUCCAGAGGAUGUUCCCACUCUCCAACCACGACGUACGCUGGACCAGUAUGUUUACGGUCGCGUGGAGGGGACGUAUGAGAGGGCCAAGGAUCAAGUGAUAUACCGAUACACAAGAAGAUAUCAUGGACAAGCGAUCAAGAUCUUCAUGGUCGACCAGCUCUGGGUAUGGAUAUUGAACAAAGAAACCGUCAUCACCUGUUGCCCACUUAACUGGGAAUCUUGGGGACAGGAACAAGAUACCCACCGCAAUAGAUAUAAUAUCCACACUAUCAUCCGCGAUGACCCUCUCAACGUUUAUCAGCACAUUCUCCGACAUCUGAAGAAACCAUUCAGAAAACCGGUAACCUCGGUCUACGACAUGGCGCGGCUGGUUGUGGACACUUGCGUUGGUCUCUUCGAUCCUCAUGACCUUCCCAAUGACCUUCAGUUUUUCGACUUUUUUGAAUACGAAGUGGCGCGUGUGAGUAACUCCGCAACCAGGAGACUCCAGGCGUUUAGGAACCGACUGAACCAACCUUCCCUAACAACCGACGACCUUGAUAUCCGUUUGGAUAUCUCCCUUCUCGCCGAAGUCCAGGAAAUAAGAGACGAACUCGACAUGUUGAGAAUGGUGCUAAAACAUCAAAACGAUGCCGUGGGCGCGAUGAAAGAGAUCCUUUCCAGAAAAGGGGUAACGCAGUGGGAAGAGAACAGAGUGUCUGCUACUCACGACCAUCGGAUCCAAACCAUGGAAAAAUUAGUGAAGAACACCAAAGAUUCUCUGAUUAACCUUAUCGACCUCAAGCAGAAGCAAGCCAACUUCUUGGAGGUACUGUCGGCACGUAAGCAAGCAGAAAACACGGCUGAACAGGCCAGAGCUUCGACGAGGAUACAAACUAUGAUGGCCGACCAGGCUUUGGAGAGCGGCAGGCAGGGUAAGACCUUAAUGGUCUUUACCGUGGUAACGAUCAUCUUUCUCCCUUCGUCCUUUCUUGCCGCUGUUUUCGCCAUUAAUCUUGAUUCGCUUCCUCAAUCAGCCGACGGCAGGCUACCUCUCGGCUACUUUUUGACGUUUCUAUUUACGGUUGGCGCCGCCUUGUGCAUACCUCUUGUCUUUAUCGCCUUCAACUUAGAGAAAAUCGUCAACUUAAUGCGCCAAAUGUACCAAAACGUGAUACUCUAUUCGUCCAAGGAUCGGAAAUACCACAACCUCGGCCAUGUGAACUCCCUCCUUGAGCUUCUCCGACAGCACAGAGGCGUCCUUGCAGAUCCGGACGCAAUCGAGGCAGCCAUCUGGUUUCACGAUGCGAUAUACGACGCGAAAGCCACCGAUAAUGAGACCAAGAGUGCCGAGCUCGCACUAUCGCGGCUAAGCAGCACGGAUCCUCCUCUCGACCGCGAACGUGUCGACCGCAUAUGUACCAUGAUUGAAGCGACGGCAACUCACACGGUUCCACAAUUCACCGAUGCCCGAUUUGUAUCGGAUGCGGAAAUGUUCCUUGACAUGGAUUUGAGUAUACUAGGUGCUGAGGAGGAGGCAUUUGAGAAAUACGAGGCGGCGGUGCGGGAAGAGUAUGCCUGGGUUAGCCAAGAGGGGUGGAGAAAGGGGCGAUCAGAUGUACUAAGGUCGUUUCUACAACGACCUUUUAUCUUCUAUUCAGCGGUGUUUAGAGAUGGAUAUGAAAAGGCGGCCCGAGAGAAUAUCGCCAGGUCACUGAAGAAGCUGAAUGCGGCGGCGGAAGCGGCUUCGGACACGGCUAUUCUGUGA
Molecule: messenger RNA, 3792 nt
Organism: Scedosporium apiospermum
Lineage: Eukaryota; Fungi; Ascomycota; Sordariomycetes; Microascales; Microascaceae
Exons: 9
Coding region: 1-3792 (1263 amino acids)
Biological process (GO): metal ion transport; transmembrane transport
Cellular component (GO): membrane
Molecular function (GO): protein binding; metal ion transmembrane transporter activity
Source: RefSeq, a predicted model, not a curated record